Messenger RNA from Solea solea (common sole), 2317 nucleotides. It is a transcript of the gene rab10, whose product is annotated as RAB10, member RAS oncogene family. NCBI's taxonomy places the organism in Eukaryota, Metazoa, Chordata, Actinopteri, Pleuronectiformes, Soleidae. Gene Ontology annotation, molecular function: GTP binding; GTPase activity. Bases 604 to 1209 code for a protein of 201 amino acids. The transcript is spliced from 6 exons. Gene Ontology annotation, cellular component: Golgi apparatus; insulin-responsive compartment; recycling endosome. The record is from RefSeq and is a predicted model, not a curated record. Gene Ontology annotation, biological process: cellular response to insulin stimulus.
ACCCAUUCGAAGGCGACGGCGGUCGUCUAUAUUUCAGUUCUAAUCUCGCCAGAGAUAAAAGGGUGAAAUAAAUCCACGCACUGACAGCGGAACUGACACACUUUUCACCUCGACUUUUUCGUCCUAUCUCCUCUAGGUCGAUCUUGCGGCGGGGCUCUGGAAUGACGGGGUGUGCCGUGAAUUUGAAUUAGCUCGCCGUUAGUUUGAAGACAGAGUGAGUCGGGAUAGAGAGAGAGUGUGUGUGUGUGAGUGUGUGAGAGAGGGGAGCCAUUUUGUCCCGACUGUGUGGGAGAAAAGAAAGAGUGGAAAAGAGGAAUCACACGGGAGGAUAUCCUAUUUUUUUCUCUCCGUUCUCAUGCUGUAGAGAGUGGAAAACAGUCGGACUCGGGACUUAUUAACUUCUCGGACACGUCUACGGACACGUUAUUUGGGUGGUAUUUAGCCAACUAGCUCGCCAGGCUAAUCAACAAAUCCCAGCUUGUUAUAAUAGUUAACAGUCAGUUUGGCGUUGGAGCUGGCUUUAGACUUGACAUUUGCGUAUUAGACUGUCACCUUUUUUUGGGGUUCAUAUCUGGGUUAAUAAAAACACAAGCUGUUCUUCCAAUGGCGAAGAAAACCUACGACUUGCUGUUCAAGCUGCUGCUGAUCGGAGACUCGGGCGUGGGGAAGACCUGUGUGCUGUUCCGCUUCUCCGACGAUGCCUUCAACACAACCUUCAUUUCCACCAUAGGAAUAGACUUCAAGAUCAAAACUGUUGAAUUGCAAGGAAAGAAGAUCAAACUACAGAUUUGGGACACGGCAGGCCAGGAGCGGUUCCACACCAUCACCACCUCCUACUACAGAGGAGCCAUGGGCAUCAUGCUGGUCUACGACAUCACCAACGCCAAGAGCUUUGAAAACAUCAGCAAAUGGCUGCGCAACAUUGACGAGCAUGCGAAUGAGGACGUCGAAAGGAUGCUGCUAGGCAACAAGUGUGACAUGGAGGACAAGAGGAUCGUACCAAAAGCCAAGGGGGAGCAGAUUGCGAGGGAGCACGGCAUUAGGUUUUUUGAGACGAGCGCUAAGGCCAACAUCAACAUCGAGAAGGCUUUCCUCACGUUAGCAGAAGACAUCCUCAGAAAGACGCCCGUAAAAGAGCCCAACAGUGAAAACGUGGACAUCAGCAGUGGAGGCGGAGUCACAGGGUGGAAGAGCAAGUGCUGCAGUUGAAUGACUUCUGUUUCACUCACACUAACGUACACACACACACACAGACGCAGACACAAACACACACACACUGUCUCUCUCUAACUGCUAACUCUAACUCUCUCGCCCUCUAACCUGUUUAUCAUGAGUUUUUCUUGCACACUGACACUCUCACUCUCUCUUUCUCUCUCUCUCUCUCUCUCUCUCUCUCUCUCGUCUCUUUUAUCAGAAUAAAACAAUAAACCACUUUCACUUCUUCAUCCUCCCCCCACUCCCUCCUCUUCCUCCCUCCACAUUUUUGAUAAUUUUUAUUUCUGAUGAAAACAGAAAUCCAGUCACGUUUCUUGUCAUUUGUUUUAAAGGUUGUUAAAAAACCUCCCAAAAAAAGUAAAAAAAAAAAAAAAAAAUGUGAAAAGACAAGCUCAUGUUUUUAAACUUUCCUUUGCCUGAGCUCACUCCCCCUCCCUCCCCCCUCUCUCCACCCUUCAACCUCCACCACCACCCUCACCUUCAGCCAGAGGAAAUAAUAAAAAAAAAAUAAAACAAAAAAAAGAGGUCAGAUUUAGGAUUAACAUUUUGUACAUUCAGUGACUUUUCUGUUGUCUAACCAUAUUCGGUCAUUUAUUUACGAUUUGUUACCAAGUGACGACCGGGGAGGCGUGACCAGCUCCUUUUGUAUGUGGGGGUUUAAUUUUGUCCUGUGCCUUAUAUGGAAGACAGGGGGGCGGGGGCUGUGUGGUGGGCGGAGCCACAUCCACCAUAAAAUGAAAUUACAGUUUAAUACUCUGACAGUUUUGCGGGCGCGGAGACGCCGAGCUGAAGCAGAAGCGUUUGAAUUUCUCCUCCGGCCAAGAGAACGGCAUUAAACAGUAUGUCCUGUUUAUUCAUGUUUUUGUCUGUAUAUGAUUUAUGUUUUUUUUUUUUUCCCCCUUUUUAUUUGGGUUGAAUUAUUAUUUUAUUUGUUUGUUUUUUUUCCUGCAUGCAGAUUUCUUUGGGUUGGAACGCGUCGGUUCUGUAACGUUGUGUAACGUUUGCCACUGGGUAACUGUGGGGGAGGGAGGUUUCACGAGUUCUCUUUGGAAAUUCAAACAGUUUUGCAGAUCCAUUAAAAAAAUAAGCUUGUUUAAGUUAA